Molecule: messenger RNA, 507 nt
Organism: Aspergillus clavatus NRRL 1
Lineage: Eukaryota; Fungi; Ascomycota; Eurotiomycetes; Eurotiales; Aspergillaceae
Exons: 1
Coding region: 1-507 (168 amino acids)
Biological process (GO): endosomal transport
Cellular component (GO): BLOC-1 complex
Source: RefSeq, a predicted model, not a curated record
AUGUCCUCCCACCCUCCCCCCCAAAACCCAUCAUCAACAACAACAUCAACAACAACAUCAACAUCAACAUCCCCCACGCAACGCACCCAAGAAGCCCAAGCCGCCUUCACCGCGACCCUCCGCUCCGUCGGCGCAAACCACGACGCCGCGCUGCGCGAGCGCGCGCGCAACCUGCACGACAACGCGGCCGUGCUCGCGGCGCAGGAGGCCGAGCUGGCGCGCACGACGGCGGAGCUGGCGAGGCAGAACGAGCAGUGGGGGAAGGUGGCGGACCAGGCGCGCGACGGGCUCAAGGAGAUCGGCGACGUGCAGAAUUGGGCGGAGUUGAUUGAGCGGGAUUUGUUGGCGGUGGAGGAGAUGUUGAGGGAGGUGGAGGGGAGGCAGGGGGGUGAUGGAGAUGGAGAUGGAGAUGGGGAUGGGAGUGCGAGGGCAAAUGGGAAGGGGACGGGGACGGGGAAGGGACAGUCACAGGAGAGCGAGGCGAAGGGGUGGUUGAGGUGGUGGUGA